Messenger RNA from Candidozyma haemuli, 333 nucleotides. It is a transcript of the gene INO4, whose product is annotated as Ino4p. Gene Ontology annotation, biological process: regulation of transcription by RNA polymerase II. Lineage: Eukaryota; Fungi; Ascomycota; Pichiomycetes; Serinales; Metschnikowiaceae. The transcript has 2 exons. Gene Ontology annotation, molecular function: DNA-binding transcription factor activity, RNA polymerase II-specific; RNA polymerase II cis-regulatory region sequence-specific DNA binding; protein dimerization activity. Bases 1 to 333 code for a protein of 110 amino acids. The record is from RefSeq and is a predicted model, not a curated record.
AUGGAAAACACUAUCAAGCAAGAAAGUCCUACCAGUGAUAUUGACAAGAAGAAGUCGCCAAAUUUGACCGAGGAGCAGAAGAAGGCCCACCACAUUGCUUCUGAACAGAAGAGACGAGAAAAUAUCCGUGCAGAAUUUGAUCGCAUCGUUCACCUUACGCCGACUUUGACAGAACAGGAAAACCGGUCAGAGCUCAGCAUCUUGAGCAAGUCGGCCGAUUACAUUGACCAAUUGAAGGACGAAAAUAAGCAAUUGUUGGAGUUAUGUCGCCUUAAGGGCAUCCCUGUUCCUGACGAGCUAAUAUAUAAGGGCCCUGGUAUUGCCCACGAGUGA